AUGAGCGAAAGAGGCUCUGGCAACCCACCAACACGCACUGGACCAGCGCAGUGGGUUAUGGUACAUACCCCCCAUAUGAUGGUGGACAAAGUAGCACGGCCCCUAGUGCCCGGGGGCUCCGGCUGCAAAACCGACGUUGACGGGCGUCAGUCCAGCAAGAUGGGGCUACCAGCUAUCUGUCCGAUAGCUGGCUGGAACCACUACGGCUACGCGACCCCGGACUGCUCUAGCUACUACUGGCACAUUCCACCUGCAUCCCGCGAGAGCCAGGCACCUGCCGCCAUACCGGCACCACACGUACUGACUUGUCAUUCCUGUGGGACUUGCCGGGGAGGAGGAGAGGGUGGCAUGGGUUCUGGGCAAGCCCGUGCUGCCAUAAAGUCGUCUGUCCCAGGCGUAGUAGCAUCCGCGGAGAGGUCACUUCGCCCACCUGCCUUACAGGUGGAAAACAACACAGUUGCAGUUGCCAACACAGUGCCAACAAGUGGCAGUUACCGGUUGUAUCUACAAACAUCUGCUCAAACAAAUACACAAAAACCCAAACCUAACAUCAACUCUACUUACAUGCGCUUCGCAUCAUGGAAUGUCCGAACUAUGAGGACAGGCUUUCCGAACACCUGUGGGAGCUUGGAUUGCGCCCAAGACCUGCGCAAAACUUAUAACAUCGACUCAAAAGGCUCAACGUCGAUAUCGCGGCCUUACAAGAGACCAGAAUCGAAGACGAAGGGUCUAUGCGGGAGACUAACUACACUUUUUUCUGGAGGGGCAAGAGUUCUUCAGAGAACCGUGAGCAUGGUG
Iphiclides podalirius (scarce swallowtail) is the source of this 798-nucleotide messenger RNA. NCBI's taxonomy places the organism in Eukaryota, Metazoa, Arthropoda, Insecta, Lepidoptera, Papilionidae. The record is from the annotation of a GenBank genome assembly.